Messenger RNA from Haliotis rufescens (red abalone), 984 nucleotides. RefSeq lists its product as uncharacterized. The transcript is spliced from 3 exons. Lineage: Eukaryota; Metazoa; Mollusca; Gastropoda; Lepetellida; Haliotidae. Bases 1 to 984 code for a protein of 327 amino acids. The record is from RefSeq and is a predicted model, not a curated record.
AUGAUUCUAUAUUUAACUGCCGUACCAGACAAGACACCCGAACACCUGCCUGCUCUUGUCGGUGCUGUCGACGAUGGCUAUCUGUUUGCCGAACCAGACAAGACGCCCGAAUACCUGCCUGCUCUUGACGGUGCUGUCGACGAUGGCUAUCUGUUUGCCGAACCAGACAAGACGCCCGAAUACCUGCCUGCUCUUGACGGUGCUGUCGACGAUGGCUAUCUGUUUGCCGUACCAGACAAGACCCCCGAACACCUGCCUGCUCUUGGAGGUGCUGUCGACGUUGGCGAUCUGUUUGCCGUACCACACCAGACACCCGAACACCUGCCUGCUCUUGACAGUGCUGUCGACGUUGGCGAUCUGUUUGCAGUACCAGACCAGACACCCGAACACCUGCCUGCUCUUGACAGUGCUGUCGACGUUGGCGAUCUGUUUGCCGUACUAGACCAGACACCCGAACACCUGCCUGCUCUUGACGGUGCUGUCGACGUUGGCGACCUGUUUGCCGUUCCAGACCAGACACCCGAACACCUGCCUGCUCCUAACGACGUUGGCGAUCUGUUUGCCGAACCAGACAAGACACCCGAACACCUGCCUGCUCUUGACGGUGCUGUCUACGUUGGCGAUCUGUUUGCCGUACCAGACAAGACCCCCGAACACCUGCCUGCUCUUGACGGUGCUGUCGACGUUGGCGAUCUAUUUGCCGUACCAGACAAGACACCCGAACACCUGCCUGCUCUUGACAGUGCUGUCGACGUUGGCGAUCUGUUUGCCCAACUUAUUGCAAUGAGGACUCCGCUGGACAAAGAAUGCCAUGUCGGACAUAUUAAAGAAACCUCUGAAGAGUUGAACGUGAAAAAAAGAGACACCAUUAUAAAGACACCAUCGCCUAGUGGAAGGAGCGUUUGCUCGGAGAGCGGAGGGUCGAUGGUUCGAUUCCCCGGCCUCUUCACACUGAAAGAUGUUGAAGAUGGUACUCUCCAUUAA